Messenger RNA from Notolabrus celidotus (New Zealand spotty), 3484 nucleotides. It is a transcript of the gene cdh17, whose product is annotated as cadherin 17, LI cadherin (liver-intestine). The transcript has 19 exons. NCBI's taxonomy places the organism in Eukaryota, Metazoa, Chordata, Actinopteri, Labriformes, Labridae. The record is from RefSeq and is a predicted model, not a curated record. Bases 105 to 2714 code for a protein of 869 amino acids. Gene Ontology annotation, biological process: adherens junction organization; multicellular organism development; homophilic cell-cell adhesion. Gene Ontology annotation, cellular component: catenin complex; adherens junction; plasma membrane. Gene Ontology annotation, molecular function: calcium ion binding; cadherin binding.
CAGGUUAACACUUGGUUAACGUUUGACCAGACAGGAUGGGGUUGCUCAGACCACUCUGAAGUCUGAGGAGUGACUCGCUUGAUCUCUCCAGCAAGACUGUGAUCAUGACUCCCAUGGUGCAUCUGUUGUUGCUCCCACUCCUGCUCAGCAUUGCUGCUGGGGCAGAUCUGGAAGAGAGGAAAGGCCCGUUUGAGAACACAGAGCUGGAAGUGCCAGAGGGAACACCGGUGCCCUAUCCCAUCUAUCAGUUUCAAGUGACCCAUUCAGGUGUGAACAACUUCAGGCUGAGUGGAGAGGGCAGGGAGGACAUAAGGAUUUCUAAGGAUGGGUGGCUGUAUCUGGAGCGGCCUCUGGACUGGUCUCGAGAUAGUCAUUACAUCUUACAGGUGGAGGCGUUGGUAGAUGAUGACGUUUUCGAAGAUCCAAUUGAUGUAACAAUUAACGUGUUGGACGUCAACAACAAUGCACCGUUCUUCAACCAGAGCGAGUACACAGCAAUGGUUCGAGAACACAGUCGGGCAGGUGUCCCAUUCACCCGUGUGUUUGCAUCGGAUCGGGACGACCCUGAGACCGUUAACGCUCAACUGAGAUACAGCCUGGUCAGCCAGAUCCCCAGCAAACACCAUACUCUGAUGUUCCAGAUCAACCCCAACACUGGAGAGAUCUCCACCACUGAACAAGGGGAACUGAACCUGAAGGCCCGAGAGGGCAUCCAUUAUGGCAGUGGAGAAGACAUGAGCAUUGAGGCACUGAAGACAAAGUUUUCAGAAUACUGCCCAGUGCAGAAACUCCCCUAUGAAGACAAUCCCUUCUUCACCUGUGUAGAGAGAGCAGAAUUGAGGAGGAGGAAUGUGGACCCCAUGGAAGACCCAGACUACACCCUGAUCGUGCGUGUGGAGGACUUGGAGGGAGCGUCUGAGACAGCGCUCAGUGGAAACACUAGAGUGUUCAUUGUUGUUCAGCAAAACCUGUGGGUCAAUCCUGGACCAAUAACUGUGAAAGAAAACUUAGCUGAUACGUAUCCCCUGGUCAUCACAAAGAUCCAGUCUAAUGAGCAAAACGCCAUCUACAGAUUAGUGCAGAAGGAGCGAGAGCUGAAAUUCCCCUUCCAGAUUAGAGAAAAUGGAGAGAUUCUUCUGACAGAGGAGCUAGAUAGAGAAGACAAAGACAUGUACAUUCUGGUGGUGUUUGCUGAGGAUAACACUGGCAACGAGGUGGAUCCACCCAUGGAGAUUCAGGUUGUGGUAGAGGAUGUGAAUGACAACAAACCAGUGUGUGAUAAUGAGGAGAGUGUCUUUGAGGUGCAGGAGGGGGAGCCUGAAGGUAGCCUCAUAGGACAACUGUUGGCCCAUGACGACGAUGAACCUGGGACGAUGAAUUCUCAGCUGAUUUACACCAUCUUGUCCCAAGAUCCUCCAACUGAACCUAACGUCUUCUCAAUCGAUGCUGCCUCUGGAAAGAUUCAGGCUCUGCGCAUGCUGCAGAGGAAAGAUCAGCAGAUCUUUAAGCUCAAUGUCAGAGUGAACGACCCAGCUUUCAGCGAUGAAUGCAAGGUUGUCAUCAAAGUCAUUGAUGUCAACAAUGAGAUGCCUCUGUUUGAGGAGACUGAUUAUGGCACUCACACUCUGGCUGAAGACACACCUUUGGGACAAACAGUUGUGAGCAUCAGAGCAUCAGACGCUGAUGAUCCCGACAGUGGCAGCUCCUUCAUUGAGUUCCACAUCUCUGAUGGCGAUGAAGAUGGGGUUUUCUCUGUUGAAACAGAUGGUAAAGGCGUUGGACAUCUUGUUAUUGUUAAGCCUUUGGACUUCGAGGCCUCUCCCACCUACAACCUCCAGAUUGAUGCUCGCAACCCAGAGCCGCUGAUGAAAGGUCUGGAGUAUGGGGCCGAAUCCACCGCCUUCGUCUCUGUGUCUGUGACUGACGUCGAUGAGGUUCCAGAGUUCAGCCUGGACAUCCUGGAUUUGACUGUGCCCGAAAACACCACCAAGGGUUCAGUGCUGCUCACUGUGGAGGCGAAGGAUCCAGAGGGCAAAGCAAUCAGUUUUAAGUUGGAUGGUGACACUCGGGGCUGGCUGGCAAUCGAUGCUGCCACAGGAGUGAUCACGACCAAAGACAAGCUGGACAGAGAAACCCUGGAGGCUUUCGACGUCACUGUCACUGCAUUUGAGAAGGCAAAACCAGAAAUGUCUUCUGAGCGUGUCCUGUCUGUGAGGCUGGUGGAUGUGAACGACAACAUCCCCAAACUGUUAGAAAGCCAGGCCUUCAUCUGUAAGCAGAAACCUCAACCUGUCAUCAUCAGGGCCCAGGAUACAGACAGCGCCCCCUUCUCCCAGCCCUUCACUUUCACCUUGGGUAGUGGCAAGAAAUCUCCCAACUGGGCUCUGAAAAUUGUCGACGGUACAACAGCUACACUAUCCCUGCUUAAAAUGCCAACCGAGGAGAAAACUUUCAAACUCCCCAUCAAUAUUAAAGACAAUGCAGGCAUGGGAGUCACACAGUCAUUUGAAGUGAGAGUGUGUAACUGCACAGAGCUGGGUUACUGCUACAUGGCACCAGAUGAGCGCACCUUAAGUUAUGGAAUAGGACCAACCAUCGGGAUCAUUGCUGGCAUUCUGGGAUUCUGCCUGAUUGUCUUCAUCAUAGUGAUCAGACGCAUAAAAAAAGGCAAGAAGAAAACUGAGACUGGAGAAGAGACGGACGGCAUGAUGUAGAGACUACACGCAUACACCACAAACACACAUUCGUAUGUCUUUAUUUGUGAGGACCCUCACAGACAUAUUUCAUGUCUUUUGGACCUUAUAUUUUAAAUGUUGUGCAUAAAAACAACUUUUUAUUAUUUUUCUAAGUUUCUUCUUUUUUCGGUCCAUUAUUUCUGAAAAUCAGAAUUCAUUUUCAUUUUGAAUAAACAAAUAAAUUCAAGUUUAACAAAAACAUUACUAGGGCAGUUACACAAAUGAGGAUUUGACUGUCCAUCAAUGUCUUCCUUUAAAAGUGGAGUUUGGUCUCACUAAGAAAGAUAUACACACACACACAUAUACAGACACACACGUACACACACACACAUUUACUUUAGCUUAUUUUAUUUUAUUUACUAAAGCGGGUGGAGCUUGAUUAAUAAGUGCAGUGUUUAAUAGAACUGUGGUGGCCCCAUGCUAAUCUCACAUUUAUAAAGCUUGAUUGUAAUUUAUUUAAAUUGCUCUCCCUGACUUAUCUGGUUUCAAUGGCAGUUUCAUCAUUUUUAAAUAAUUUGAUUAGAGUUAGUUUUCCUUUUGGCCUACAGCUUGUUUGUUAUUCUCAUCUGCUUCAACCUUGUUAAAUUCUGUGCAAACAGCUUGAAAAGUAUUUAACAUUAUGAAACAUCUGCAACUCAAAACGUCACUGUGUUCAAAAGCUGUCUGAGUGAUGAACAAUCAUAGCUGUGUUUUGUAAUGAGCGAUUACUGCUCUGUUUUCCCAAUAAACAAAGAAAAUAGGAAACACUU